AUGCACAACCACUACCACUACAACACCUACAAGUACAUCAACUCCCUCUACACCUGCACCUCCAACAUCAACAACUACAACCACGCAAACACCCUCGACAACUGUUCAGACAUCGUUGUCAACUUCAACAACUACAUCAGGUACAAGUACUGUACCCACCCCAGCACCCUGUACCUGUCAGUGAGUACGCUGCUGCGGACCAUGCACAACCACCACCACUACAACACCUACAAGUACAUCAACUCCCUCGACACCUACAACUCCAACAUCAACAACAACUACAACCACACAAACACCCUCGACAACUGUACCGAUGUCGUCGUCAACUUCAACAACUACAUCAGGUACAAGUACUGUACCCACCCCAGCACCCUGUACCUAAACCAAGGGCUCCAUAAAAUUUGCUUUGAUUAUGAAAUUCGAGUGCAGUGUUGUGGCCCCUGUCCAUCAACUACAACAAUGACAUCUCCACCAUCAACAACACCAACAACAUCCACAACUACCCCCACGACCAAAACGAAAACAUCCACGACAUCUUCCAGCACAGAACCUUCUACACCACCCUGUUUUGAGCCGUUGAGCUGUCAGUGGUCUGACUGGAUUGAUCGCAGUGGCCCGUCACCUGGCCCUAAUGGAGGAGACACUGAAUCAGUUUCUCAACUCAUAAAUUCCGGACAUGGUUGUACACAGUCAAAAAUAAUUUCAGAUGUUGAGUGCAGAGCGAAGAGGUAUCCAACAUUGUCACUUUCCAAGUUGGGACAAGAAGUGAUUUGUAAUCCAUCAGUAGGACUUCUUUGCUUGAACAAAAACCAGGCAAACAAACAAGAGUGUUUCAAUUAUGAAAUCAGAGUAAGCUGCUGUUUACCAUGUGAACCUGUCAUAAUACCUACAACUCAAUCAUCGACAACAGCUCCCUCUACACCUACAACCUCAACAUCAACAACAACCUCCACAACAGCUCCAACCACUGAAACACCCUCAACACCUGUAUCCAUGACAUUGCCAAUUACAACAACUACAUCAAGUACAAGUACUGCACCCACCCCAGCACCCUGUACCUGUGAGUGGUCUGGCUGGAUUGACCUGGGACCACCUACACCUGGCCCUGAUGGAGGAGACUCUAGUACGCUGCUGCGGACCAUGCACAACCACUACCACACCUACAAGUACAUCAACUCCCUCUACACCUACAACUCCAACAUCAACAACAACCUCCACAACAGCUACAACCACUGA
Sardina pilchardus (European sardine) is the source of this 1236-nucleotide messenger RNA. Its product is annotated as mucin-5AC. Lineage: Eukaryota; Metazoa; Chordata; Actinopteri; Clupeiformes; Clupeidae. The coding region runs from base 1 to 1236 and encodes 411 amino acids. The transcript has 4 exons. The record is from RefSeq and is a predicted model, not a curated record.